Mauremys mutica (yellowpond turtle) is the source of this 1368-nucleotide messenger RNA. RefSeq names its product fibroblast growth factor 2 (gene FGF2). Lineage: Eukaryota; Metazoa; Chordata; Testudines; Geoemydidae. Gene Ontology annotation, biological process: cell differentiation; positive regulation of gene expression; regulation of cell migration. Bases 537 to 1004 code for a protein of 155 amino acids. Gene Ontology annotation, cellular component: cytoplasm. The transcript has 3 exons. Gene Ontology annotation, molecular function: fibroblast growth factor receptor binding; growth factor activity. The record is from RefSeq and is a predicted model, not a curated record.
CCCCUGCCCGCGGGGACCGGCCCAGAGAGGCACCGGCUGAGGGCAGGGGAAGGAGCAGCAGCGGGAGGCCGAUGCGAACAAACAAGUCGCUACUAGCUGCGCUCCCCCCUGCCUGCGCCCCUCCGCAGCGGCAGAGUCCCAGAGGCGGCCGGGGGCGCGGGGCGGCGCUCGCUCCCCGCAGCAUCGCCGGGAGGCUGCGCUGUGCGCUGGUGCUCGGGGCCGGGCAGGGUGACGGGCUCCCGGAGCCCGAGCGUUGCGCAGCUCCAGCAGCCUCCCUUGGCAGCCGGCACCCGCUUCCCGCGCGGAGGCGGUGAGGGGCCGGGGAGCCGGGCACUGCGCUGCCCCGUCGGAGAGGAGGGGCCGGGCCCCAGCCGGCAGGGGCUAGGCUGGGCGGCCGCGGCAGAGGGCGAAGCCGGCAGGAGGUGAGGCUGGGCGGCCGCGGCAGGGCGAGAAGCCGGCAGGGGCUGGUGGGCGGCCGCGGCCGGGGGGCCGGGCACCAGGGGGGCGCCCCGGCCCGGGGCCCCGCAGCGGGGCGGAUGGCUGCGGGCAGCAUCACCACCCUGCCCGCGCUGCCCGACGACGGGGGCAGCGGCACCUUCCCCCCGGGGCACUUCAAGGACCCCAAGCGGCUGUACUGCAAAAACGGGGGCUUCUUCCUGAGGAUCAACCCGGACGGCAGAGUGGACGGAGUCCGGGAGAAGAGCGACCCGCACAUCAAAUUGCAACUUCAGGCAGAAGAAAGAGGAGUGGUGUCAAUCAAAGGCGUAUGUGCAAAUCGUUUUCUGGCUAUGAAGGAAGACGGCAGAUUAUUGGCAUUGAAAUGUGUAACUGAAGAAUGUUUCUUUUUUGAGCGCUUGGAAUCAAACAACUACAACACUUACCGGUCACGGAAAUAUUCUGAUUGGUAUGUGGCACUGAAAAGAACUGGACAGUACAAACUUGGACCAAAAACUGGACCAGGGCAGAAAGCUAUCCUUUUUCUUCCAAUGUCUGCCAAGAGCUGACUUCAGUGGUAGAUUCUAUAGUCUAUGCCACAACACACUAAAGUGGUAGUUUCCUCCACUCCUUCCAAAAGUAGUAAAGUGUGAGCAAGUAUUUGAUAACUGCUUUUGCAGAUGUCUGAUUACUAAAUAUGUUUGUAUAAUAUAACCUUGAUGUUACUGUAUGUUUUGAAACAAUUGUGCCAGUGUCCAGAGGAAAAAGCACCAGGAAAAUGUAUAGAAAUUUCAAUAUCUGUGCUUCACGUAUUUUCCUCUAGUUAGAGCUACUAUAUUAGCCUUAUGUUAGCCUUACAGUGUAAAGGAAACUUAAAGAUGUGCACACAUUUACAAGAAUAUUUACCUUUUAAAAGAAAUAAUAUAUAUAUAU